AUGUCUGAGUAUAUGAGAAGGGUGAUAGCUUGGUUGGCGCUUAGCUUAGUGAUACAAGUCCAGGGCUCCGCUGACAUCAUGAAGGACGUCACGCUCGGCUUUGGAGAGGCGCUGCAGCAUUGCAGAGAAGAGAGUCAACUGACCGAGGAGAAAAUGGAGGAAUUCUUCCACUUCUGGAGAGAUGACUUUAAGUUUGAAGAUCACGAGUUGGGAUGCGCUAUCAUGUGUAUGAGCAGACAUUUCAAUCUGAUGACAGAUUCCCAUCGAAUGCAUCAUGAGAACACUGAUAAAUUCAUCAAGUCAUUUCCAAACGGUGAGAUGCUUUCGAAGCAAAUGGUGCAAAUAAUCCACACAUGUGAACAGCAAUUCGAUUCAGUGGAGGACCAUUGCUGGCGGAUUUUGCGCAUCUCUGAAUGCUUCAAACUCGCUUGUAUUGCUGCUGACAUUGCGCCCAGCAUGGAACUGCUAAUAGCUGAAUUUAUUAUGGAAGCUGAAAAUUAA
Molecule: messenger RNA, 501 nt
Organism: Pieris macdunnoughi
Lineage: Eukaryota; Metazoa; Arthropoda; Insecta; Lepidoptera; Pieridae
Source: the annotation of a GenBank genome assembly